ACAUACAUACAUAUGCAUAAAUUAAAUAUGCCAUAUCUUAACUCCACAGUUUUCGUGAACUUUAUCGGCUUGUUAUUUAUGUUAUGUUGAAUUAAAAAAUAAGUCAAAAUACAUCUGUAUGGACAUACUUGUGCUGGUUGAAAUUAUGGAGUCAGUCUGAAGAUUCAGCAAUUUUAAGACGAACUCACAAUUGUAGUACAUUAUUAAGGGCAUAAUUAUUGCGUUCAUUGACCACCAAUUGGCUAGAACAAAUAUUGUGCAUAUUUUUGUACACAUACGCAGAAUUAUUCAACUUCGCAGGUUUCAACUUUUUAUAUUUUCGUGGAAUCAAGUAGCACUAUUAUUCCUUCAGUCAUAAUCUGUACAACCAUUUUAAAAUAUAUCGAUAAAAAUGUCACCACCUUCAAGAAAUUCCCAAAUUAAUACAAGGUCAAUAACCUUUUGCAACUGGAGACCGAAUAAACUGUUGCACGCUUUGGCAAAAUUAGUUUUGAUUGCAUUAUGUUUCCUCGUCUUUCUAGUCAGCACCGUUUUUGCAUUUUUCCCCCUCUACGUUUACCAGUGUAUAGUUGUCAUCCUGGCCAAAAUAUUUCGGUCCGACUUGAUCUCCAUCGUUGCGCCCCGUGAUUUUUGCAAUGGAUUGGAUGAUGUAACGAAAAAAAGUGCAUAUUUCUUCCAGGUAUUUGUUACUUAUCAUGGGGAACCGGAUAUUGACCAUAUUCGGUCAACUUUCCAAACCAAAGUGAUGGAAGAAAAAGAUAUCAAGAACGGAAAACUACUUUACGAAAAAUUCACUUAUUUUAUAAAACCCUGGCUUGGAUAUCUAUUUUGGAGCAGAGAAUCUAAUUUCUCGCUCCAUGAACACAUAAGACUUUGUGAAGACACAGAACACCUAUUAUUGUCUCACCCAGUGGUCACAGAAAAGGAUUUUACAAACGUCAUGGGGAAGCUAUCCGCACGACCACUUCGUCAAGGAAUGUCGCCGUGGGAAAUUUUAAUCGUCAGGAAUUUUGUCCCCUCCAAACCUAAAAUUCAUAUUGGGGAAGAAACCAAAAUUAGCGAGGGGUCUAGAUUUAUCCUAAUUUUUCGCAUACACCACGCCAUUUCGGAUGGUUCGUGUUGUUUCAAAAUACUUGUGACUAACUUGAGUGGCGUGCCCGUGCCGGAAAUUUUCUCACCGUCAACCAGGACCUGGAAGGAGACUUUCUGUUCAACCAUUCUUAUCAAGUUGACCACGCUGGUUCUGUUCGGUUACUACCAGUUCAAGCAGAUUGUUCUCGAUGUUGAUAAAAAUAUCUGGAACUUGUCUGCACCUCAAACGACAGGAGAAUGGCUAUUUGUUCAAUCGGAAAAAAUUCCAUUAAUUGGUUUAAAACAAAUGAGCAAAUCACGAAAUGUUUCACUGACAGCAUUGUUCAACGCCGGCUUGGGUGCCGGGAUUCGCACAUUUCUAAAAGGGACGGGACAGGAGGACAAAAUUCCAGAAACAAUGAGAGUUUUGAUGCCGCUUCCAUGGAAGACACAUCCUUUUACCGGAUUAGUUAAUUGCUGGAGUUUUGGGACCUUGAUAAUCCCACUGGGACCAUGUCUUCAACAAAAUCUACAAAUAGCUGAAAAGUCAAUUCGAAAUUGUAAAAAAUCGCCCAUUCUACCCGUAAAUUUUGCAGUACCUCCACUACUAGCAUUAUUCCCGGUAUGGUUGUUCAAGAUUUUAGCAGACCUUGGCUUGGUAACCAUACUAGCUUCACAUUUCCCAGGCCCGAAAGAUCCUAUCCAGAGUUUCGGACGGUACUGGCUUGACGAAGCUAAUUCUUGGUUAGACAUGAGAGGAAGUUUUUGCAUUUCAACUUCAUUUAUUACUUCCCGUGGAAACUUGCGCGUGGGAGUGACGGUGGACAAGGCGAUUAUUCCAACUCAGGAACAGGGAGAUUACUUGGCAUUUUGUAUCAGCCAGGAGUUUAAAAAUAUUUUGGACAUUGAUCAUGCUACCAGAAACCUGGAGCAGGAUGACGCAAAGAUUGUGUAGUAUAUGUUUUUGUAAGAGUGCCGUGGAAUUAGAAUAUACUUACCAAUAUAAAGAUUCUUACACUAUAUUAUAAAAUGCAUAUUUAUGUAUAUGUGUAUUAUUUGCAUUUUGCAUACUUACUUCGGUGGAAGUUGGUAAUGGCCCCCAAUGGAAGAAUAUGUUAAAAUCAUGAAAAUUUGAAUACUCUUUUGGGUGACACAUACCGGUUUUUUUAAAUCGUCUUAUCGAACAAAAAUUUAUUAGGCUCCUAAUUGCCUCAAAUAUAGAAGAACAUAAAUA
Molecule: messenger RNA, 2305 nt
Organism: Folsomia candida
Lineage: Eukaryota; Metazoa; Arthropoda; Collembola; Entomobryomorpha; Isotomidae
Exons: 3
Coding region: 392-2026 (544 amino acids)
Biological process (GO): triglyceride biosynthetic process
Cellular component (GO): plasma membrane
Molecular function (GO): long-chain-alcohol O-fatty-acyltransferase activity; diacylglycerol O-acyltransferase activity
Source: RefSeq, a predicted model, not a curated record